UUGCAGUUGGUCAUGGGGACUGCAAAGAAUGAAUCUCUUCCACUCUUCGAAACCAAUGAGGGCAAGGGUCGAGUGGCUUGUCGAUUGUUUGCUGUGUCCAUGGUUGUGGCCAUCUGUAUGGUUGUGGUGUACAGAGUGGGCCAUGCCCCAUCUGGUGGAGGAGAAGGUGGAGCUCAGGGAAGAUGGGUUUGGAUUGGAAUGUUUGUUGCUGAACUCUGGUUAUCACUUUCCUGGCUCCUCCAUCAAUCUCUUCGAUGGAAUCCUAUUUAUCGUAAAACCUUCAAGGACAGGCUCUCCCACAGGUACGAAAUAGAAUUGCCGAAUGUGGACAUAUUUGUAUGUACAGCAGACCCUAGUGCAGAGCCACCAAUAAUGGUGAUCAGCACUGUAUUAUCAGUCAUGGCCUAUGAUUAUCCGCCAGAGAAGCUUAGUGUUUAUCUUUCGGACGAUGGCGGAUCUGAGCUGACGUUCUACGCAAUGGUAGAAGCCUCUUGCUUCUCUAAGCAUUGGCUUCCAUUCUGCAAGCAAUUCAAAGUGGAGCCUCUUUCCCCUUCAGCUUUUUUCUCCAGUAACUCUCAUAACCCUCUUGAUGAUCAUCCUCACAUGGCCAAACAAUACUCUUCCGUUAAAAAAUUGUACGAAGAGAUGGAGAAGCGGAUCAAGACUGUGAUGGAGCUAGGUCUAGUUCCAAAAGAAAUCCGCAAGGAGCACAAAGGUUUCCUUGAGUGGGAUUCAUUUUCUAGUCCACGUGAUCAUCAUACCGUUCUUCAGAUAUUAAUCGAUGGAAAAGACCCUAAAGCUGUGGACAUGGAAGGACAAACAUUGCCAUCUCUGGUAUACAUGGCCCGUGAGAAGAGACCCCAAUACCAUCAUAACUUCAAAGCUGGAGCUAUGAAUGCACUGAUAAGGGUGUCUUCGAAGAUAAGUAAUGGAUCAAUUAUUCUCAAUGUGGACUGUGACAUGUACUCAAAUAAUUUACAUUCAGUGAGAGAAGCCCUGUGUUUUUUCAUGGAUGAGGAGAAGGGCCAUGAGAUUGCUUUUGUACAGUAUCCACAGUGCUUCAACAAUAUCACUAAGAAUGAUCUCUAUGGAAGUUCCCUAAGAGUGAUUGAACAGGUGGAGAUGAAUGGUAUGGAUGGCUUUGGAGGGGCUCCCUAUAUUGGAACUGGAUGCUUUCACAGAAGAGAUACCCUUUGUGGGAGGAAAUACACAGAGGGGGAUUACAAGAGAAAGUGGCAAACAGAGAAUGAUAGAAUUACAGGAGAAACUUUGAAUAAAUUUCUAGAGAGAACAAAGGGACUUGCCAAUUGCGACUAUGAUCAUGAGAACACUCAAUGGGGAAAAGAGAUGGGGUUGAAGUAUGGUUGUCUAAUUGAGGAUGUAACUACAGGAUUGGCAAUUCAAUGUAGGGGAUGGAAAUCAGUGUAUUUGGAUCCGGCCAAGAAGGCCUUCCUAGGUGUUGCUCCUGUUACGUUGGAUCAGAUGCUUUUGCAACACAAAAGAUGGACUGAAGGUCAUCUUCAGAUUUUAUUCUCAAAGAAUUGUUCCUUCUGGCAAGGUCAUGGAAGGAUUAAGAUAGGACUACAAAUGGCAUAUGCCUACUUCAACAUGUGGCCUACUUUCGGCCCUCCAACACUAUAUUACGUCCUCAUCCCUUCAAUUUGUCUCCUUAGAGGCAUUCCCCUGUUUCCAAAGCUUUCAAGCCCAUGGUUCCUGCCUUUCGCAUAUUUGAUAAUUGCCAGCUCCACAUACAACUUAGGAGAGUUUUUAUGGACUGGUGGCUCACUCCAAGCUUGGUGGAAUGAUGAAAGGAUAUGGAUAUACAGGAGGACAAGUUCUUACAUCUUUGCCAUUGUAGAAACAAUGCUGAAAAUCUUAGGGUUUACUAAGUCAGCAUUUACCAUCACAACUAAGGUGGCUGACGAUGAUGUGAUGCAGAGAUAUGAGCAAGAGAUCAUGGAGUUUGGAACCAAUUCCCCAAUGGUUAGCACCCUAACAACAGUAGCGUUGCUCAACUUAUUUAGUUUGGUUGGAGUGAUGAAGAGAUUGGUGAUGGGUCCUGGAACUGACAUUUUAGGGACAUGGUGCUUGCAAAUCAUUUUGUGUGUAGUUAUGGUAGCCAUCAAUCUUCCAAUCUAUCAAGGCCUCUUCUUUCGAAAGGACAAAGGCCGCAUACCUUCCUCUCUCUUGUGGAGAUCAAUUGUUUUGGCUUUCAUAGCCAGUAUACUACCCGUGUGCUAGUUUGUAUCUGUAACCCGCUCUCCACCCCACACAUCCCAAAAAUAAAAAAUAAAAAUAUAGAAAAGUGAAGAAUUAGUAUUAUGCAAGAAGAUUGAUAAG
This is a messenger RNA of Macadamia integrifolia, 2340 nucleotides long. RefSeq names its product cellulose synthase-like protein E6. Lineage: Eukaryota; Viridiplantae; Streptophyta; Magnoliopsida; Proteales; Proteaceae. Gene Ontology annotation, molecular function: mannan synthase activity; cellulose synthase (UDP-forming) activity. Gene Ontology annotation, biological process: cellulose biosynthetic process; plant-type primary cell wall biogenesis. The record is from RefSeq and is a predicted model, not a curated record. Gene Ontology annotation, cellular component: trans-Golgi network; plasma membrane. The coding region runs from base 13 to 2241 and encodes 742 amino acids. The transcript has 8 exons.